CUCAUCGGUGGUGUCGCUGUGGAGAAAGCCGGAAAAAGUCUAGUCCAAAAUGAGUCGACGAGGAGCCACCACCACCACCACCAUCAUAUGGUUGUGCCUGCUGAUCAUCGGCCUGGCUGUGGGCCAAGAUCAGAGCCUGCCCGCCUCGGAGACCACAGCGAAUCCCCUGCUGAAGCAAUCCCAGAACACCUUCAUCCAGUGGGUUCUGUCGCUGCUACCCCAGCGUCCUGGUAGCUCCGACUCGGAAAAUGCCACUGUGGCCACCCUGAGUAGUAGCUCCCCGUUGCCAGAGCCCUCAGUGAGCACCACCUCAACCACUACGCCGGCUCCAUCGUCGAGUACAACGACCACCAGGAGGGCCACCACCCCUGCUCCGCCCACUCUGGACCCGCCGAGGAAGUGCCGCGACUGCGUCUGCGGCAUAGCCAACAUCCAGAAACGGAUAGUUGGUGGCCAGGAGACAGAGGUGCAUCAGUAUCCCUGGGUGGCCAUGCUCCUCUACGGCGGCAGGUUCUACUGUGCCGCCUCUCUGCUCAAUGACCAGUUCCUCCUCACCGCCUCCCACUGUGUGUAUGGUUUCCGCAAGGAAAGGAUCUCGGUGAGGCUGCUGGAACAUGACCGCAAGAUGUCGCACAUGCAGAAGAUAGACCGCAAGGUGGCCGAGGUGAUCACGCAUCCAAAGUACAAUGCCAGGAACUAUGACAACGACAUAGCCAUCAUUAAGCUGGACGAGCCGGUGGAGUUCAAUGAAGUUCUGCAUCCUGUAUGCAUGCCCACGCCGGGCAGGAGUUUCAAGGGGGAGAACGGUAUUGUCACAGGCUGGGGAGCCCUGAAAGUUGGAGGACCAACAUCGGAUACGCUGCAGGAGGUUCAAGUCCCCAUCCUCUCCCAGGACGAAUGCCGCAAGAGUCGCUAUGGCAACAAGAUCACGGACAACAUGCUCUGCGGUGGCUAUGACGAAGGCGGCAAGGACUCCUGCCAGGGUGAUAGCGGUGGCCCACUCCACAUCGUAGCCAGCGGCACGCGAGAGCAUCAAAUCGCCGGCGUGGUCUCAUGGGGCGAGGGCUGUGCCAAGGCCGGUUAUCCCGGCGUCUAUGCCCGAGUGAAUCGCUAUGGAACUUGGAUCAAGAACCUCACCAAACAGGCUUGCCUCUGCCAGCAGGAGACCAAGAAGAUCAAGUAGAAAGAGAG
This is a messenger RNA of Drosophila kikkawai, 1191 nucleotides long. It is a transcript of the gene tpr, whose product is annotated as tracheal-prostasin. Lineage: Eukaryota; Metazoa; Arthropoda; Insecta; Diptera; Drosophilidae. Gene Ontology annotation, biological process: proteolysis. The record is from RefSeq and is a predicted model, not a curated record. Gene Ontology annotation, molecular function: serine-type endopeptidase activity.